AUGGAAGCUGUGCCGCUAGCGGACUUCGUGCGCGCCCUGGACCCCGCCUCCCUCCCGCGUGUGCUGCGCGUCUGCUCGGGGGUUUACUUCCAGGGCUCCAUCUACGAGAUAAGUGGAAAUGAGUGCUGCCUCUCCACAGGAGACCUAAUCAAGGUCACCCAGGUUCGCCUCCAGAAGGUGGUCUGUGAGAGCCUGAGAAUGGGUCAGAUCAUGGAGCUGGCUCCCAACUUCCAGGGCCACUUCCGCCCUCUCACUGGCUCCCAGAGCUACGAAACCCUGGAGGAACUGAUUGCUGCUGCCAACCACAGCUCCAAGCUGCUGCCCAUUUGCUUCAUGUUGACACACAGCAUGACAGUAAAAGACAAGGUGGUGCCUAAGAACCAGCCCCUUAUGGUUGACGCUGUGGAAAUGCACCAAGGGACCUGCUGUGCCCGUUGUGUCCUGACCACAGGUGCCCAGCAGGUCAUUCUGCACCUGCCCCUGUCCCAGAAGGGGCUCUUCUGGAAAUGUGAGCCUGGUGCACCCCAGACCCUACUCCAGGCGCUGCAGGACCCAGCGCUGAGAGACCUCCCUGUCACCUGUCCAACCCUGCCCUGGAGCUUGCUGAUCCUGAGACCCCAGUAUGAGAUCGAUGCCAUCAUGCACAUGCGCAGAACCAUCGUCAAGAUCCCCUCCACGCUGGAGGUCGACGUGGAGGAUGUCACUGCCUCCUCUCAGCACAUCCACUUCAUCAAACCACUGAUGCUGAGUGAGGUCCUGGCCCAUCAAGGCCCCUUCCCCCUGCCUGUGGAGAUCGUGGAAGUCCCAGAGGGGCCCCCCAUCUUCCUCAGCCCAAGGGUGGGCUCCUUGCAGAAAGGCCAGAGACUCUGGAUCUAUGGCCAGGCCUCACCACCUUGGCGGAUCCUGGCCUCAAGCAAGGGCCGGAAGGUGCCCAGAUACUUCAUGGUCUCCGGGGUUUACCAGGGCAAGCUACGGCGGCGACCAAGAGAGUUCUGCACAGCCUAUGAUCUCCUAAGUGCUCUUCAGCCAGGCCACCCACUUCGGGUGGUAGCCACAAAGGACUGUGAGGGUGAGGAGGAGGGCAACCCUGAGUUCAGCUCUUUGGCUGUGGGCGAUCGGCUCGAGGUGUUGGGGUCUGGCCAGGCCUAUGGUGCCCAAAACAGGGACAUAAGUGUCCUGGUGUGUCAACGGCUGAGUGACCAGGCUGGGGAGGAAGAAGAGGGAGAGUGUGAUGAGGAGGCAGAGGACCAAGAAAGGAUUCUGCUGCCCCUCUACUUCCCUGGCAGCUUUGUGGAGGAGAUGAAUGAUGGCCGGCGCUACAGCCUGGCAGAUCUGAUUGCCCAGUUCUCACUGCCCUGUGAGGUCAAGGUGGUGGCUAAGGAUACCAGCCACCCCACAGACCCUCUGACUUCCUUCCUGGGCCUCCGGCUGGAGGAGAAAAUUGUGGAACCCUUCUUGAUGGUCAGCCUGGACUCCGAGCCUCAGAUAUGCUUUGAGAUCCCUCCCCGAUGGCUGGAUCUGACUGUUGUGGAGGCUCAGGGGCGGCCAAGGCAACCAGCUGUGCCUCCUCCUCUAGCAACAGUGGAGGAGCUGACAGAAGCCUUCUACUAUCGCCUCCGGAAGUUACCAGCCUGUGAGAGCCAAACUCCGCCACCCAGGCCCCCCAAAAUUCAAGAUCCCAGUGGGAAGAAGAAAAAGAACAGCAAGGAAGGAAGGAUUAAGUCUUCUCAAGUCUUACGACUGGAACGACCUCCUCUGUUGCCCAAACCCAAGAUGAAGACCUUGCCAGAGUUUUCCAAGUGCAGUUCAGAUGUACACAGCAAGGUUUCUGCCCACAAGAAACGCGUUAAGCCCACUGAGAUCAACAUGUUGGAUCCUGAAUAUGAGCAUGAUUAUGAAGAAAUAGUUGACCAGUUGCAGAAAACCAUCUAG
Orycteropus afer afer is the source of this 1932-nucleotide messenger RNA. RefSeq names its product thymocyte selection associated family member 2 (gene THEMIS2). Lineage: Eukaryota; Metazoa; Chordata; Mammalia; Tubulidentata; Orycteropodidae. The record is from RefSeq and is a predicted model, not a curated record. The transcript is spliced from 6 exons. Gene Ontology annotation, biological process: T cell receptor signaling pathway. Bases 1 to 1932 code for a protein of 643 amino acids.